This is a messenger RNA of Phyllotreta striolata, 2190 nucleotides long. The record is from the annotation of a GenBank genome assembly. Lineage: Eukaryota; Metazoa; Arthropoda; Insecta; Coleoptera; Chrysomelidae.
AAUCUUUUCAAGAAACUAAUAGACGAAGUGGCUACCUACUAUCAAUAUCUACGCUAUUUUAUCAUUUCGUUCGUAUAAAUAAUUGAGCUACGAGUUUCAGUGUCAUUCGCAUAGAAAAUGCUGCUAACAAAUUCGUUCGUAAUCGAUUUGUUGUUAGCUUUGGUAACCCUAGCGGUGGCCGGUUACUACUAUGUGAGACAUAAGUAUAGUUAUUGGACCAGUAGGGGUGUACUUCAGUUAAAACCGACCUUUCCCACGGGAAACUAUGGGAACGGUCUACCGAGAGGUAUAACUAUCGGACGUGUAUCGUAUCAUUUAUACCAAGAAUUCAAAAAAGCCGGUCACAAAUUUGGAGGUGUCUACAUGGGUCUGGACCCCUACCUGGUAAUCAUGGAUCCCGAUAUAGCGCAACAAAUAUUGACCACGGAUUUCACCCAUUUCGCAAACAGAGCUAUCUACCAAUCUCCCAAAAACCCCAUAACCAGUAACAUAAUCACCCAAGAGUUUAAAGAGUGGAGAAACGCAAGGACCAAAUUGACCCCUAUCUUCACAUCGGCGAAGAUGAAGUUCUUCUUCAAUAACAUGAAUAAAUGCAAAGAUGUGUUUGGACAGAAUUUACAGCGCGUAGUCAAUGACCCGAACAAAGACAUCGAUAUCUAUGAAACUAUGGCUUGUUACUUCACGGAUAUAAUAUCCUCUGCGGUGUUCGGCGUCGAGGCGAACAGCUUCACCUCCCCCGAUGCGGAAUUCCGGCGCGUCGGCAGAGACCUGUUCGAUAAGUUCUCCAGGAAGGAACAGCUGAAACUCUUCCUGGCCAUCUGCUACCCGGGCAUCGCGAGGCUGCUCAACAUCGGCUACAUCCAGGACAGCGUCGAGGAGUUCUUCAACAACUUCGUGCCCGAGGCGAUCGAGCAUCGCGAGAAGAAAGGCAUCUACGGCACGGACGUGCUGCAAACUUUGAUGGAGCUGAUGCACUCCGAUACGAGCAUGACUUUGGAGGAGCUGAUCUCUCAGUCGUUUAUCUUCUUCUCUGCUGGAUUCGAAACGUCGUCUUUUACGUCUUCGAUGAUGCUCUACGAGCUCAGCAUGCACAAGGAUAUGCAGGACAGAGUAAGGCAAGAGAUUAACAAUAUUUUGAAGGAGAAUGGCGGACAAUUGACCUACGAGUCUCUAAAGAGCAUGAAAUACUUCACGCAAAUCUUCUACGAAACGAUGCGGAAAUAUCCAGUUUUAGCUACUAUUACUAGAAUAUGUGUGAAGGAUUAUGAAUUUAAAGGGCACGACUUUAAAAUCGAAAAGGGCACCGGAAUCCUUAUACCUCAGCUGGGCUUCCUCAGUGAUCCGGAUCUUUAUCCCGAUCCGGAGGUUUUCGACCCAGAACGUUUCGCUGAGAAAGAUACAAAACAUCUAGGAUAUAUGCCUUUUGGAGAGGGUCCCAGAAACUGUAUAGGAAGCAGAUUCGCCAUCCUGCAGGUGAAAUUAGGAGUGGCGGAAGUGAUAAGGAAUUUCGAAGUUUCCCUCAGCCCUAAUCACAAGGAACCGUUGGUCUUCAACGAAUUUACAUUCGUUACCAAAGUAGAUGAACCGAUUCUCUUAAGACUCAAAAAGAUUAAUUAUUAAUUCUUUUCGCACACACAAUUUUUAGAACUGUUUAUUUUAUGCUUUAGUAAGUUUAAAUAUUAAACCUGGCAUAUAUUUGUUUCUUUGUAUAAAUUAAACCACAAGAGACAUUCAUUUGAUGUUCUUAAAAUCAAAUUUGAAACCAGUUCGAUUGUAUUCGGCAAAUCCACUGGUUCUAAAAUUAAGGUCCUGAUGUUACCAUACUAGUAACUGCUUUCAAUUCAAAUAACAGCUAAAUGUUGAUCUAAUAUACUAUAAGUAAAUUGUACAGGGUUUUUCACGAUAGCAAUUCAUUAGAAUUUUAAUGAGUUUUAUGAGAACAUGAGAACUCACUAUACUAAGAAGAACACUCGAAAUUUACGAGCUAUCAAAUAAAUCAAUAAAAAGAAUCACGAUGCUGUUGAUACUAUUUUUAGGCGACCUUGCUUGAAAUUAUACGAUUUUCUUUGGAGCAGACGCAAAAAUUCGAUUUUUAAUCGCGCAACUUUUCAGCGGCAUGAUCAUACUUUGAUUUUAUGCAAUGUAUACCUACAUACGCCGUCUCCACUUAACCUAAGAACUAUGUAAACA